AAGUUCAAAACCUGUGAAAAGUACAAAGAUAGACGAAGAAAGAAGAAGAGAGAGUGUGUGAUAAAAGAGAAGAGAAAGGAAAAUGGUAGGAGGAAUGGAGGCAAACAAGAACAGGUUCAUAGAGGAGUGGGGCAGUGCUCGGGAGAAUCUCGAGUACAACUUCCGCUGGACUCGACGCAACUUCGCCCUCGUUGGCUUAUUCGGCAUCGCAGUUCCUAUCUUCAUCUACAAGGGCAUCGUCAAAGAAUUCAAUAUGCAAGAUGAAGAUGCAGGCAGGCCAUACAGGAAGUUCCUUUGACUUUUCUUCUUUACAAUGCUGGACAGUCGAUGAUAAUUGCACCUGAAGUAAAACUGGUUUUCUGUUGGGACCUCUUUGCCCAUAUCUGGGAAUUGUUAUAUAUAUAUAUAUAUAUAUGUGUGUGUGUGUGUGUGUGUGUGUGUGUGUUUUCUAAGAAGUAUCUCUUAUAUUUUGAAAUCUGCUAAUUUGCUGGGAAUGCUGAAUGUUUUGUGGUUACUACUUGUGAUAUAAUAAUGUUUCAUUCAGUUGUCUGGA
Molecule: messenger RNA, 553 nt
Organism: Hevea brasiliensis (rubber tree)
Lineage: Eukaryota; Viridiplantae; Streptophyta; Magnoliopsida; Malpighiales; Euphorbiaceae
Exons: 2
Coding region: 83-298 (71 amino acids)
Source: RefSeq, a predicted model, not a curated record